This is a messenger RNA of Micropterus salmoides (largemouth bass), 319 nucleotides long. RefSeq names its product V-type proton ATPase subunit S1-like. The record is from RefSeq and is a predicted model, not a curated record. NCBI's taxonomy places the organism in Eukaryota, Metazoa, Chordata, Actinopteri, Centrarchiformes, Centrarchidae. Bases 32 to 304 code for a protein of 90 amino acids. The transcript is spliced from 2 exons.
CGACGUCACCUUGCUGUCAGGGAUUCUAAAGAUGGCGACGGAAGGGACGAUGCACCUCCACCGCAUCUCUGCGUCUUUGGCCGUUUUCCUCGGUUUAUUAAGCUUAUUAAACACGGGGAAUUGCGAUGAACAGGUGCCGCUUAUUCUGUGGACAAGCGAGGGGAUCUCCCUACCAAGCCAGUCCCCUCCUACAGCCGGUCACAUCGUCGAGCAGCAGCAGCUGGCCUCUUACCUGGAGAAAGCUGUGAACGUCGGCCCAAGAAAUGUAGUGCUGUUCCUUCAGGACAAGGUACACACAUUUUAAAUGCUCUAUUCUUAU